GCCCCUUUUAUUGUUAUAAUUAUUAUCCCGAUUCCCAGAGGGAAUUUCCCACACUCUCCUCUCACGGUCUGCAUGGCCGCUCCUCCCACGACAACUCAACGCAGCCAUGCGACUCUUCCCUGUUGUCCUUGGUGCCUGUCACCUCCUCGCAGCAUCCGCCCAAGAUGUUACAUGCUAUAAACCCGACGGAACGAGCCGAACAUUCAACGGGACCGAGCUGUGCAACAGCGUCGACGGAUCGGUGAGCAUGUGCUGCGGAUGGAACGACCAAUGUCUCCAGAACGGCCUCUGCAAGAGUAAACUAGACAACAAAUCGUACUGGCGCGAUAUGUGCUCUAUAUCCUCGUGGCCGGAGGUAGGCUGUUUGAAGGCUUGUACGGACGAAGGGCAGAUUGACGAAGUCGGGAACGCGCAGAUGACGCCCUGCGAUGGGACGGAUUACUCGGAGAAAUGGUGCUGCGGCGACAAUACAGACUGCUGUGGAACGGGUGAUGAGAUUAUUGUUCCUACCAACAUCUACGUGUCCUCGACGGCAACCUCGACAUCAGCGAGUGAAUCGCCUACAUCCACAUCGACCACUACGGGCACUGGCGCAAUUGCCAGCCCGUCUCCGGAGGAAUCGCCAGAGUCGGGGUUAUCGACUGGAGCGAAAGCGGGUAUAGGGGUGGGUGUUGGGGCGGGUGUGGUUAUUGUGCUUGGUGUCGUUGCAUUCCUCGUUAUUCGACGGCGGCGGAGGAAGGGGAUGGUUGCGUCAGGGACCACAUUAGACAGUUCAGCACAACCGGGCGUGGUUCCCCAAGUUCCUCAGGAGCUUAGCCAGACUCCAGUAUAUGAAAAGCCCGCAGAUAAACAGGAUACAAGGUACGAACUCCCAGCGCAGCCAUCCACCGCAGAUCGAUAGCAUUCGUGGCAAGGGGAUGACUAGGAGCAAGGCCUUGCGGUCACUGUAUUAUAAUGCCUCACGUAUUAAUGUUGAUACAAAUAAUACCCUACCAUUGUG
Messenger RNA from Aspergillus versicolor CBS 583.65, 1000 nucleotides. RefSeq lists its product as uncharacterized. The record is from RefSeq and is a predicted model, not a curated record. Bases 107 to 901 code for a protein of 264 amino acids. NCBI's taxonomy places the organism in Eukaryota, Fungi, Ascomycota, Eurotiomycetes, Eurotiales, Aspergillaceae. The transcript is spliced from 2 exons.